Messenger RNA from Diospyros lotus (date-plum), 1905 nucleotides. Its product is annotated as U-box domain-containing protein 13-like. The transcript is spliced from 2 exons. The record is from RefSeq and is a predicted model, not a curated record. The coding region runs from base 127 to 1608 and encodes 493 amino acids. NCBI's taxonomy places the organism in Eukaryota, Viridiplantae, Streptophyta, Magnoliopsida, Ericales, Ebenaceae. Gene Ontology annotation, molecular function: protein binding.
UUCGCACUAGCGUUCAUAAAUAAAUGAGCAUAUAUACAUGACAAAGGGCCAAGAGAAGCUCAGAUGAGGGGAGAGCUACAGAGUGCAAUGUAGGAGAUUUCGCCGGAGAAGACGUUCGAUUCGAGGAUGGAGAAGGGACGCCCCCACGGCUUCUGCUCCUUGGUGCUCGACCGCACAGCCGGCCCCGGCGACUCCCGUUCGUGGGCGCCGUUUCGCAGCGCCUCGCUCCGCCGGAUGAUCUUCGAUGCCAUGCGCUGCGGCGGCUCGGCCCUCCGGCAUGACGGACGAGCUGACGCCAAGGCCAAGGAGAACGAUCAGAAGCAGAGAUCGGGGUCUGUCGAGAAGAAGAACGGGGGAUCCGAGAAGUUGUCGGAGAUAUUGAAGCUGUCGGGGACGACGUGCGCCGGCGUCGGUGAGUCGGCAGAGGAGGAGGCGAAGAGGAAGGCGGACAAGUUGCAGGAGUUGAAGAGAGUGGUGGAGAAAUUGCAAAGCGACGACGUUCUGGGCGGCGCCAUGGAUGUGAGGAGGCUGACAAAGGAGAACUCGGAGGCCAGAACCACACUUGCAUUGCUCGGAGCAAUUCCACCUCUCGUCUCAUUGCUCGAUUCUGAAGAUCUGCAUUGCCAGAUCGCCUCCCUUUAUGCGCUUCUCAACCUUGGAAUUGCCAAUGAAGCAAACAAAGCUGCCAUUGUCAAAGCAGGAGCUGUUCAUAAGAUGCUAAAGCUCAUUGAAUCUCUGAACAUGUCUUCAAACUCAGCUGUUUCUGAAGCAAUCAUUGCAAAUUUUCUUGGCUUGAGUGCUCUGGACUCUAAUAAACUGAUUAUUGGUUCUUCUGGUGCAAUCCCAUUCCUAGUGAACACCUUGAAAGAUUUGGAUAUAACAAGUAGUGCUCAAACUAAGCAGGACUCUCUGCGAGCACUAUAUAAUCUUUCCAUAUCACCAUUAAAUGUACCAUUGAUAUUGGAAACUGAUUUAUUACCAUUUCUUUUGAGUACAUUGGGAGACAUGGAAGUAAGUGAAAGAAUUCUCUCAAUUCUGAGCAACAUUGUAUCAACAGCAGAAGGUCGAAAAGGGGUCAGCAUCGUGCCUGAUGCAUUCCCAGUUCUUGUAGAUGUGUUGAGUUGGACUGAUUCACCAGGUUGUCAAGAGAAAGCAUCUUAUAUUCUAAUGGUUAUGGCACACAAAUGCUAUGGAGAUAGGCAAGUGAUGAUUGAGGCUGGAAUAGUUUCGUCACUACUUGAGUUAACACUUUUGGGCACCACAUUGGCACAGAAAAGGGCUUCAAGGAUCUUGGAAUGUUUGCAAGUAAAAAAGGGGAAGCAAGUUUUGGAAAGCUUUGGGGGUGGUUUAGGUGCUGCUGUGUCUGCUCCUAUAUGUGGGACUUCUUCAUCAUCUGCAGACCCAAAUCUUCAGUCUAAUGAUUGUUUAGAGGAGGAAGAAAGCACGAUGGGCGAAGAGAGAAAAGCAGUCAAGCAAUUAGUCCAACAGAGCUUGCAGAACAACAUGAAAAGGAUUGUGAAGAGGGCCAACUUGCCACCGGAGUUUGUUCCAUCCAAUCAUUUGAAGUCCCUCACAUCCAGUUCAACUUCAAAGAGCUUGCCAUUUUGAGAAGAUUGAACAUAUUCAGAAAUUAAUCUCCUCUGCAUCACCUAAUGCUUGUGUCGCUGUGGGUUUAUUGUAGAACCAAUAUGGUUAGUAUUUGUGAAAAGUUAUGAGAUCCAUCUGCUGUUGUUCAAAUAUUUGUAAAUCCUGCCGUCUUAACGUGAUCCCUUUUGGUUGCAAAUGUUGAGUGCUUCAUUAUGUUUUCUUGUCACAUCCUUUCUAUUAAGCACAUUCAAUGUACAGUUAGUACAGCUCACUGCAUCAGCAAGUGCCAGAACCCAUCCAGUCCCCAGAACUUUCUAC